UCUUGCAGACAGCUAAGUUGCACCUUCCACUCUACCGCCGAACAAAGUAAGGCAGGGAGAGGGUAGGGACUGGCUGAAAGGUAAACACCAAGUCAGUGACAGAUCCUGGGCUGUAAAGUUCGACCGAGAUUGAAACAAUGUACACUGGGCGUCAGUCACAAGGCGAGCUUGCUCCAGCUCUUCCAGCUCUUCCUGAGCGCUAGGCCCAUCUGGCCUCACGCUGAUCUCCGGGCAGACUCUGUCGCACAACUGGCACAGAUCGUGACGACAGCCCUGCGGCAAAGCAGGAGUGGCCUUCUCCUCCGCCAGGGUUAAGAACAACACAGAACUAUCUCUGUUUCUGGCUCCACUGCCUGCCGGUGAAGGAGUUUUCAUUCAGACUUUCCGAAGAGAGGUGGAGAAACCUGAAGACUCAGGAGAAGAAAUCCUUUGAGCCAGAUGGGGCAUUAGUUCUUCUGCUUUUUUCUCAGCAUGGAUAAACCCUUUCCUCAAGGAUUUUUUCAUGUGCCCUGAGGUCCAUGUAACUGCAAGGGCUCCUCUUUAUCACCAUAAGUGCCACCCUGACCUAAAACCACUCAGAGCUCAAAAAUCAAGUCAAAAUGGAUGCUGCGGUGACAGAUGAUUUUCAACAAAUUCUGCCUAUUGAACAGCUGCGCUCUACUCAUGCUAGCAAUGACUAUGUGGAACGGCCUCCAGCCCCCUGUAAACAGGCCCUCUCUAGCCCUUCCCUUAUUGUGCAAACCCACAAGUCUGAUUGGUCUCUGGCCACCAUGCCUACUUCUCUCCCCCGCAGUCUCAGCCAGUGCCAUCAACUGCAGCCCUUGCCUCAGCAUCUGAGCCAAUCUAGCAUUGCCAGCUCAAUGUCCCAUAGCACCACUGCCUCUGAUCAAAGGCUCUUGGGCAGCAUUACACCCUCACCUUCAGGCCAAUCCAGCAUCCGAACACAGCCUGGAACAGGGCCCCACCCAAAGGCUGAUGGUGCUCUGAAGGGAGAAGCUGAGCAAUCUGCAGGGCACCCCAGUGAGCACCUUUUCAUCUGUGAGGAGUGUGGGCGCUGCAAGUGUGUCCCCUGCACAGCGGCGCGCCCUCUUCCCUCCUGCUGGCUGUGCAACCAGCGUUGCCUUUGCUCUGCUGAGAGCCUCCUUGAUUAUGGCACUUGUCUCUGCUGUGUCAAGGGCCUCUUCUACCAUUGCUCCACUGAUGAUGAAGACAACUGUGCUGAUGAGCCCUGCUCUUGUGGGCCUAGUUCUUGCUUUGUCCGCUGGGCAGCCAUGAGCCUCAUCUCCCUCUUCCUACCCUGCCUGUGCUGCUACCUGCCUACCCGUGGAUGCCUCCAUCUGUGCCAACAGGGCUAUGAUAGCCUCCGGCGACCAGGCUGCCGCUGCAAGAGGCACACCAACACUGUGUGCAGAAAGAUCUCUUCUGGUAGUGCACCCUUCCCCAAGGCCCAGGAAAAGUCUGUAUGACCUUCCCACAAGGUGGAUUCAGAGCUUUUCUCCUUCUAGCCCCCACCGGUAAAGCAUAGGCCUCAUCUUUGGAGUGGGGGAGGAGUGAAAAACUAGCCAAAGUUAGGGCCUCUCCUCUUUUGUUCCUGCAGUGUCAGGGGAAUGACCAAGUACAUCCUGGUGCAGGAUGCCUUGUUCUUUCUCAUAGUAUCUAUCCCACUCAUCUUCAGUCUUUUUACACCCCGCCAGCUCAGCCCUUAGGGCUGUCAUGGCAAAUUCAGGUGAUAUAUAGGUAUGAGGUUUGAACACUGAGGACUGACAGGGCCAGCAACGUGGAGGUUUAGGGGCUCCCCAGUGUAAUACCUCUCGAUGCAGGCUCUGAUCGUCACUCUGUUUUCCACUGUGCCUUUGGAAGCUUUCUUCUAAUAUGGUUUUCACAGGUAUAUGUGGAACAGCGUUCAACCUUCCAGGGAAUAUGACUCCUUCUCCCUGUUACUGCCCUUCUCUUCUCUAUUCCUC
Molecule: messenger RNA, 1964 nt
Organism: Saimiri boliviensis boliviensis (Bolivian squirrel monkey)
Lineage: Eukaryota; Metazoa; Chordata; Mammalia; Primates; Cebidae
Gene: SPRY3
Product: sprouty RTK signaling antagonist 3
Biological process (GO): animal organ development; negative regulation of Ras protein signal transduction; multicellular organism development
Cellular component (GO): cytosol; membrane
Source: RefSeq, a predicted model, not a curated record